AUGCCAAGGGUCACCUUUGAUAGCCUAGAAAUCAAUCCAAAGGAGUUGAAGUCUACUAAAAACCCACUGUUGGGGUUUGAUGGCAAACGGGUAGAACCGAUCGGCACAGUGGAGUUGAUGGUACGCGCAGCUGAAAAAAACCUUGUCGAAAGUUUCGUGGUGGUGGAGAUCCAUCCCUCCUACAAUCUGCUGAUGGGUAGGGGAUGGAUCUAUAGGGUACAAGGAGUCCCAUCGACCCUACAUCAGGUGAUGAGAUGCAUAAGUCCAGACGGGAGCAAGGUGAUAGAUAUACGUAGAGAUCAGGUCGCAGCAAAAGAGUGUUACUUGGUAACUCUAAAAGCUGCAGGGAAGGGACAAACUCAUGCCCGAUCUGCUGAUGAGCAAUAA
Molecule: messenger RNA, 387 nt
Organism: Cornus florida
Lineage: Eukaryota; Viridiplantae; Streptophyta; Magnoliopsida; Cornales; Cornaceae
Exons: 1
Coding region: 1-387 (128 amino acids)
Source: RefSeq, a predicted model, not a curated record